Molecule: messenger RNA, 1638 nt
Organism: Guillardia theta CCMP2712
Lineage: Eukaryota; Cryptophyceae; Pyrenomonadales; Geminigeraceae
Exons: 8
Coding region: 1-1638 (545 amino acids)
Molecular function (GO): peptidyl-prolyl cis-trans isomerase activity; protein binding
Source: RefSeq, a predicted model, not a curated record
AUGGCGACGGAUCGGCCGUCGAAUCUGCCGAUGGAGGGAGAAGUUUUGAGGGAGGAAGAUCUUCUAGACCCGACCGAGAAGCUUUGGGUCGGGCAAGGUGAUCCGAAGAGUAUGACACCUGAUGGUGCGGUCGUCAAAACGAUUAUUACUCCCGGAACUGGGUGGGAAAAACCGUUUCCGCCAUGUGAAGUUGCAGUCAGAAUACAGGGAAAGGUUUCUGGUGAAAUUUUGUUCGAGGAGCAGUGCCGUCGGUACAUGCUCGGAGAAGAACAACUAUGUCGAGGAAUGGAGAUUGCGAUCAGAGACAUGCGCAAGGGAGAAGUAGCAAAAGUUUCAGUGAAGGGCCAUUACCUGCGGGGUCAGGCAGAAUUGUUGGGGACAAGUGUGGAGGAGGAGCCUGGCGUUGAGUUUGAAGUGGAGCUAUUAAGCUGGAUAGUGAUUAACGAUGUGUUCAAGGAAGGAGGAAUCAUGAUUAAGCCCAUCCAAACUAGUCUGCCCACAGACAAGCCUACAGAUUUGGACAUGGUCUACCUGCGAUACAGAGGACGCGAAGCGAAGUCUGACAGCUUCUUUGAAUCCGAAGGGUUCGGGGAAGGAGAGGGCCCUGUGCGUGUGCAGGUGAAGCGGAUCAGACCCAGAGGGCUGCAGGUGGCAGUGAGGGAGAUGUGGAAGGGCUGCACGUUCUGGGUGACUUUGAGCCAUGAGUAUGCCUUCGGCCCACACGGGGACUCCAAGCGCAAAGUGAAAGGGGAGGCCAAAGUGGAGUACGAGGUUGAGAUAGUGGAUGUGCGUCCUAUUGUGGAUCUGACUAACGACGAGGGCGUCCUCGUUGAGUACCUGUCAAAACCUGGCCUCGAGGUUCGCAAACCGACCGAAGGUUGCGUCUGCUCGGCAACGUACUCAACAGCAGUAGAAGGUGAUGGGCCACGAGCAGCAAGGGAGUUCGAGUCUUUCACCAGCCGUGAGAUUGAGAUCGGAAAGUUCGACCUCGACAUCACUGAUGGCCUCGAGCGCGCACUGCAGCACAUGGUGAAGGGACAAAGUGCACUGGUGCAUGUCACUCCAGCAUACGCAUAUGGAGAGGAAGGUCGAGGUGGUGAUGUGCCCCCCAACAAGGCGAUCGAGUACCGUGUUCACCUGCUGGAUUGGAAGGAGGCAGAAACGAAAAGUAUGACAGCUGAAGAGAAAGUUAUGUUUGCAAACAAAAUCAAGGAUGCAGGAAAUUCUUUUUUUAAUAUCGGGAAGUUCCAGCGGUCGUACCAGAGAUAUUCAGCUGCAUAUCAGAUCUUGGAAGUGCCGGACAGCUCGGAGAGCCCUGAGACCCGUCAAGAGGGAGAGGCAAUCAAGAUUUCUUGCCUGCUUAACAUGGCUGCCUGCGAGAUAAAGCGCAACAAUUGGAAGGAAGCGAUCGCCAAGUGCAAUGCCGUACUCAAGGUCAAGAGCUCACAUCCUAAGGCGCUCUUCCGUCGGGCAAGCGCUUACAUCGAGGUCGAGCGCUUUGUUGAAGCAGAGCAGGAUCUUGAGGCCCUGAAGAGCAUGGGGAACGAAGACAAGGCAGUGCAGGCCUUGUCAAAGAAGCUCAAGAGCUUGAUGCGUGAACACGACAAGGGCUGCGUGUUCAAAGACAUCUUCCAUUGA